AUAUUUUUACCAAAUUUUAAUUAUUAACAAUUUAAAAAGAGAGAAUGUUGAAAAGCUUCAUAAGUCCUCGCAAUUGUGACGCCACCUGCACCCGUCCUCCCUGAGCUCGUUCUUCUAGGCCUCGCCCAACGCCGCCGCUGCCUCAGCCGUAUACCUCCCAUCGCAACGCUAUCUCAACCGAUCGCUUGUGCUCAUCGAAGGUUGCUUACAUCUGUAAAGUUCAAUUCCUGUGCUCAAUUUCAAAAUCAAACCCCUGAGCCGCUAACUGUCAAACGUUUAAUUUCACUUGGGUCUGGAUGAACGAGUCAAUGAAACAAUUCCAACAAGGACUCGUUGAGAUUGAAAUAGAAGCUGAAAAUCUUUUGUUAGCACGGCAUGAGUUAGUUGAAAUCGACCGAGUGAGGAAUGGGAACAGGGAAGCUCUAACAGCUUUAAGAAAGAGGGCUAGGACGACUAAAACCAGUGUCCCUUUGCCUUUUGAGUCGAUAAUGAGGGAUGUGGAUUCAAGGCCACUGGUCAAAGAGUUAUGUGCAACUUGUGGUGAUCAUGAUUCUAGGGAGAAGACACUGUUAAUGUUCUCUGGCACUGACCUAUUUGCGAGCAUACCCUUUCAUGCCGCACAUACUAUUUUAGAGAAAGAUCAAGAGCGCCUGGAUUUUGAUUCCAAGAAACUCCAGAGCUAUGUGAAAGAGAAAUCCUUCUUGAUUUCAGAAAAAGGUGCUCUCGCUGACAAGAUAAGUCCUGGUGUGCUGAGAUCUAUGGUGACCUUAUCUGACAAAUCGAAGGUUGAGGGGAGAGAUUGAUCCGUUGCAGUUUCUGUAGGGAAUCUUAUUAUUCAUAGGUUUAUAAUAGCAGAUGACGACGAUUGAACAAACAACCGAAUAUGGAUGACAGCGACUAAAGAAGCUUCACCAAUAAUGAUGGCAGCUGCCCUGUGAGGUUAGACUUUCACCAACCGAGCAGACAUGUUUGGAUAAAAGGGUUGGUUUCUAGCUUCGUCUUUACAUUGGCUAGAAGGGUAGCAAAUUAAUUAUUAAGUAAUUUUGGCAUUAUGGAGUUGCUCUAUUAUGACUGUAGAUGGGGUGCACCCAUCUUAUCUGUCAUUUGAUUUGUUAGGCAAUGUAGGUACUGUGUUUAUUAUUGUUUUGUUUUGUGCUUCAAUGCUUGAAACCAUGUUUGAAUCAUGUGCUUAAAUGCAAUGUGGGAGAAAGACGUUUUCCUGGUAAGCAGCAGUUGAUAAGCUUAAUCAAAGUAGUAAAAUGAUGCAUAGUUCAUCUGAAAAUCUUUGAACGGCAC
Molecule: messenger RNA, 1296 nt
Organism: Striga asiatica
Lineage: Eukaryota; Viridiplantae; Streptophyta; Magnoliopsida; Lamiales; Orobanchaceae
Source: the annotation of a GenBank genome assembly